AUGUCGCCGUCGCCCCAAGACCAGGCAAUGCAACAACUGCAGUCGCAGCAAUCCAAAUUACUAGACCGAAUCGACGAGCUCCGCGCUCUGGGGAUUGGCGGCCUGGUCGAACUGCCGCAAUUGAUUGUCUGUGGCAACCAAUCGAGUGGGAAGAGUUCGGUGCUCGAGGCGAUCUCACGGGUCCGGUUCCCAGCCAAGAGUAGUUGCUGUACGCGAUUCGCGACGGAAGUGAUUCUUCGUCGUAGCACGCAGCCCAAAAUUCAUGUGUCCAUUGAACCGGGGGCAUCGAGGACCAACGAAGCCGAACGCCAGAAACUGCGCAACUUCGCGCCACAGGGGUUUCCCAGCUGCGAGGAUCUGCCGAGGGUCAUUGAACAAGCGACAGAAUGUAUGGGCAUCCGCGAUGAAGACACCGUCAACUCCGGGUUUAGCGAUGACGUGUUGAAGGUCGCCAUCUCAGGCCCUGAUCAGCCGGAGUUGACUCUGGUCGACCUGCCGGGGCUAUACACCUCAACGAGUCGUGCGCAGGGGGCAAGGGGAAUCGAGAUCGUCCGAGGCUUGACGGAGAAGUACAUGAAGAACACGCGCACUAUCAUCCUGGCGGUGAUCAGUGCGAAAACCGAUUAUCAUCUACAGGAGGUACUCAACAUGGCAGAGCGAUUUGACAGCGAGCGCGAGCGAACGCUGGGUGUUAUCACGCAGCCGGACAUUCUCGAAGCCGGAUCGGAGGAGGAAAACAACUACCUGCAGUUCAUGCGGAAUGAGAAGAUCCACUUGCGACUCGGAUGGCAUGCGCUGCGGAACCGGUCCUUUGAAACACGCGAAAUGCCCGACGACGCGCGAGACGAGAUGGAAAGAAGCUUCUUCGAGCAGGGCCGGUGGGCGUCCCUGUCGCGUGACUCCGUGGGCGUCGAGAGUCUCCGGCGCCGGCUCAGCAGCGUUUUACUACAGCACAUUCGGCGCAAUCUGUCAGGUCUGAUCACGGAUAUCCAGGAUCGGAUAGUCGACCGCCAGCAGAGGUUGGCCAGGCUGGGACCUGCACGGUCGACCCUGCAGCAGCAACGAGGCUUUCUUCUCGCCAUCAGCAGCAGCUUCGAACGCAUCACCAGUCAAGCCCUGAAUGGGAUGUAUGCGGAUGCGUUCUUCGGCGAAUUAAGAGAUAAGACGCAGGAGUCUCAGGACUUCCGUCGGCUCCGAGCAGUGAUCCGUGAGCUGAAUGAAUGCUUUGCGGACGCCAUGAACACGCGGGGCUCUCGUCGGAUGGUCGUGGACGUGUUGAUGCAACGCGAUCACUUGCCACUGGAGAAGGGCAAAAUGUACAUGGACGAUUGGUCCCCCGAAUACAUCACGCGUGCGGCGCUGGAGAAAGAAAUCGGCGAACAGGCGCGCAAGAAUCGCGGGAUCGAGCUGCCAGGCAGUGCCAACCAGUGGCUUGUAGGCAGCCUGUUCCGAGAUCAGUCCAAACCCUGGGAGGACAUCGCUCGCUUACACUUAUUGAAUACCUGGGAGUCAGUGAAGUACUUUGUCCUGCUUCUCCUCCGGCAUCUCACGGAUGAAUCUACAUACACCCUCCUGGUGGGUACGGUUCUUGCCCCCCAGCUGGAGCGUCUGAAGGAUGAGUUGUUGAACAAACUUGGGGAGCUUACGGCGUACACGAAGCGCGGACAUCCCUUACCGGUGGGAAAGAGCUUUCUGUCGAAAAUUCAAGUCGCCCGCACAAACCGUCAGAUUGCGGCGCUGAGGAAGGGCCUUGGCCUUGCUCAUCCAAGUGCUGCACGAGAGAAUAAUUCGGAGUCAUUCAAUGCCGAUGAUCUAGUGUCGGCUGCUACCAGGAUUCAAUUGUCCAGCGAUCAAUUCGCAGUCGCAGAGAUCAUCGAUCAGAUGCAGGCAUACUACGAUAUGAGUAUUGUCACGUUCGUAGACAACAUCGCGACCCUUGGCAUUGAAAAUUGUCUUCUCUGGCCAUUGGAACAAAUCUUCACCAGUCAAACGGUCAAUAACAUGGACGACCAGCAGAUUCGCGAGCUGGCCGAGGAGGCGCCACAUAUUCAGCAUGACCGACAACGACUGAAUCAAGAGCUGAACCAGUUACAGGCCGGUUUGCGCACUUUCAACUUCUUUAAUACUGAGAGCCUCUCAUUCCAGCGGCCGUCUAUCUUUGUGAAGCCGGCCUUGAGACAGCCGUCUCGUUCGCAAGGCCUGGAUCCGACUGCUCGAUGCAAUAAGAGCGAGCCAAUGUCCAAAGGAGACUCGACUCCUAUAAAGAGUAGUCCUUCUCAGCCCUUGGCACCGAGCGACAACAGCAAUAGACACCCUGCAGCUUCUUCGAGUCCACUAUUUGGAGCACCCUCAAUUUUUACCAAGAGCAGUUCUUCUCAGCCUAUGGCAUCAAGCGAUAACAGUAACAGGACCACUGCAGCUUCAACGAGUUCACUAUUCGGAGCACCCUCAAUCUUUACCAAGAGCAGUUCUUCUCAGCCUAUGGCAUCAAGCGACAACAGUAACAGGACUACUGUAGCUUCUUCAACGAGUUCACUAUUCGGAGCAUCCUCGGUUUCUACCAAGAGCAGUUCUUCGCAGUCUAUAAUAUCGAGCGACAAUAGCGACAGGGACUUUACAGCCUUUUUAACAAGACCACUGUUCGGAGCACCCUCAGUUUCUACCAAGAGCAGCUCUUCUCAGCCUAUGGCAUCAAGCAACAAGAGCAACAGGACCACUGCACCUGCUUCAACGAGUUCACUAUUCGGAACAUCCUCAGUUUCUACCAAGAGCAGUCCUUCUCAGCCCAUAGUAUCAGGCGACAACAGCAACAGGAACACUCCAGCUUCUUCAACGCAUAAUCCGAGCCCGCUAUUUGGAGCAUCCUCAUCCGUCGGUCCUGGUCCUAUGUCCACCGGAGGUUCUGGUACUGGAAUUGACUCCAGUGCCACUAAUGCCAAGAAUGUAAAAUCUGCAUUUGGGCAACCAAGUGUUCCGACAUUUUCCACAUUAAAGACUCCCAUACCGUCAGACGGAUUAUUCGGCUCCUCAUCUUCUCAAGCAGAUGCCGCCAAAUCCUCGGGAGGACCAGGACAGGGUUGGUUUGGGAGACCCAGCGUCGCCCAACCUACCGGUGGUUUCAAUCUCGGAGGGUCCUGA
Aspergillus bombycis is the source of this 3138-nucleotide messenger RNA. RefSeq names its product dynamin family protein. Gene Ontology annotation, cellular component: cytoplasm; membrane; microtubule. Bases 1 to 3138 code for a protein of 1045 amino acids. Gene Ontology annotation, molecular function: microtubule binding; GTP binding; GTPase activity. The record is from RefSeq and is a predicted model, not a curated record. Lineage: Eukaryota; Fungi; Ascomycota; Eurotiomycetes; Eurotiales; Aspergillaceae. The transcript is spliced from 3 exons.